AUGCGGGCGGAGCGGAGCGCGACCGGGGGGAUACGGGAGGGGUCGGACCGGGGGGAUGCGGGCAGCGCAGCGGGGGCCAAGCAGAGCGGGGAGGGACCGCGGGACGGGCGCAGGAGCGGGCCAGUGGGAUGCGGGCGCUGGGGUGGAGUGGAGCGGAGCGGGGCCCGGAGCGGGGUGAUGUGGGUGGAGCGGGGCCCGGGGGAUGCGGGCGGGGCAGGGCGGGACCGAGAGGCGGGAGCGGGGCCGGAGGGAUGCGGGCGGUGGGGUGGAGCCGGGCCGGGGGGCGGGAGCGGGGCGGGAGAACAGGAGGCCGGGCGGAGCGGGACCGGGGGGCGGGACCUGCGGCUCUUCCUGCAUCCCGCCGGGCACGGGGCUUUGUCCGAGGGGCGCGGUGCCUGCUCCCCGAGCUGA
Messenger RNA from Chiroxiphia lanceolata (lance-tailed manakin), 411 nucleotides. Its product is annotated as spidroin-1-like. The coding region runs from base 1 to 411 and encodes 136 amino acids. The transcript has a single exon. The record is from RefSeq and is a predicted model, not a curated record. NCBI's taxonomy places the organism in Eukaryota, Metazoa, Chordata, Aves, Passeriformes, Pipridae.